Telopea speciosissima is the source of this 922-nucleotide messenger RNA. Its product is annotated as glyoxylate/hydroxypyruvate/pyruvate reductase 2KGR-like. Bases 95 to 922 code for a protein of 275 amino acids. The record is from RefSeq and is a predicted model, not a curated record. Gene Ontology annotation, molecular function: glyoxylate reductase (NADPH) activity; NAD binding; hydroxypyruvate reductase [NAD(P)H] activity. The transcript has a single exon. Lineage: Eukaryota; Viridiplantae; Streptophyta; Magnoliopsida; Proteales; Proteaceae. Gene Ontology annotation, cellular component: cytosol.
UUAACAAGCGAAGUGAAGCGACGAAGAAGGAACUUUUGGUUGUCACUUCUUCCUCUUCUUCUUCUUCAUCUCCUUCUCCUUCAUAUUUGCAAGGAUGGAAAGUAUCGGUGUUGCGUUGAUGUACCCCUUUUCGUCAUACUUGGAAGAAGAGCUCGACAAGCUAUUCAAGCUCUUCAAAUGCUGGAAAUCCCCCAACCAAAAGGAAUUUCUGAAAGAGAAUUCAAAUUCUAUUAGAGCUCUUGCUGGUAACGCUACGGUCAGUGCCGAAGUGGAGACCAUUAAUAUCUUGCUGAAAUUGAAGAUCGUCUCAAAUCGCGGUGUUGGCAUGGAUAAAGUUGAUUUGGUCAAGUGUAAGGAGAAGGGUAUUAGGGUUACCAACACUCCUGAUGUGCUCACCGACGAUGUCGCUGAUUUAGCUAUUGGAUUGAUUAUAGGGAUGUUGAGGAAGAUUUGCGAGUCUGAUCGUUAUGUGAAUGGGUUAUGGGUCAAAGGGGAUUACAAAUUAACUACGAAGUUCAGUGGCAAAUCAGUUGGCAUUUUGGGGCUGGGCAGGAUUGGUUUUCCAAUUGCAAAAAGAGCUGACGCAUUUGCUUGCCCGAUCAGUUACUACUCCAGAUCAGAGAGGCCAAAUACCAAUUACAAGUACUAUCCGAGUGUUUUGGAACUUGCCAAGAACUGUCAAAUAAUUGUAAUUGCAUGCCCUUUGACAAAAGAAACAUACCACAUUGUCAACCGUGAAGUGAUUGAAGCUGUGGUUCCAAAGGGCAUUAUUGUGAACAUUGGGUGUGGCCCUCACAUCGAUGAACCAGAGCUUGUGUCAACACUGAUCGAAGGCCAGUUGGGUGGGGCUGGGCUUGAUGUAUUUGAAAAUGAGCCACAUGGUAUCAGAGUAAGCAGGGAUCACGGUGUCGAAUCCCCCUAG